Messenger RNA from Myotis brandtii (Brandt's bat), 1809 nucleotides. It is a transcript of the gene MAMDC4, whose product is annotated as MAM domain containing 4. NCBI's taxonomy places the organism in Eukaryota, Metazoa, Chordata, Mammalia, Chiroptera, Vespertilionidae. Gene Ontology annotation, molecular function: protein binding. The transcript is spliced from 15 exons. The record is from RefSeq and is a predicted model, not a curated record. The annotation marks the transcript as partial. Gene Ontology annotation, cellular component: membrane.
CCUCCUGGCCCGGAACCCAGAGCAGGACAACCCACAGCCUGGACCGUCCCAGGCAUACAGGAUGGGGUCACCCUGCUAGACCCCUGCCUGUCUCUGCUGGCAGCAGGGUCCCCAGGCGGGGCCUGGGUCCCCAACCACUGCCGGGCCCCCCCGGACACCGUGUGCAACUUCGUGUGCGACUGCGGUGACUGCUCCGACGAGACACAGUGUGGUUACAACGGGGCCUCACCCGCCCAGAGCGCCCCCUUCGCCUGCAGCUUCGAGCAGGACUCCUGUGGCUGGCGAGACAUCAGCACCUCAGGCUACCGCUGGUACGUAGCUGUUGGCACUCAUCGCGGGAAAGAGCCGUCCGUGGCCGCCCUGCGCUCCCCCGUCCUGCGUGAGGCGGCCCCCACCUGUGAGCUGAGGCUCUGGUACCAGGCGGCCUCCGCAGAUGUGGCUGAGCUGCGGUUGGAGCUGACACAUGGCACGGAGACGCUGGCCCUGUGGCGGAGCUCGGGGCCCUGGGGCGAGGGCUGGCAGGAGUUGGUGGUGGCCCCUGGCCGCGUCCGGGGUGACUUCUGGGUGACCUUCUCUGCCACCCGCAAUGCCACCCACAGGGGGGCUGUGGCCUUGGACGACGUGACCUUCAGGGGCUGUGGGCUGCCCACCCCCCAGGCCAGCUGCCGGCUGGGGCACCACCGCUGCCGGAACCAGGCCUGCGUGGAGCCCCACCAGGUGUGCGAUGGGGAGGACAACUGUGGGGACAGCUCAGACGAGGACACGCCCAGAUGCCUCCUCCUGGGGCAGCGCCGCCGGCCUUUCCAGCUGGAGUUUGUCGGCCUCGUGGACUGGGAGGGCCCUGGCCAGCAGGGCGCCGGGGUGGACAGCGUGACCCUGAAGGACUGCAGCCCCGCCGUGGCCGCCAAGAGAGACACAGGUCCCACCCCCAUCCCCACUCCACACCCAGACCUGUCCCCACUCCACACCCAGACCACCUUAGGGACCCCAGAGACCCACCCGAGAGCUCGCCUCCCAGCUUCCCAGGCCUCAGGAGGGAUGGAGGGGGCCCAAGCUCAGCCGACGGGCCACCUCACCGACGCCCACUGGCACCGGGUGGAGAGCCGUGGGCCUGGGUACGACCACACCACAGGCAAAGGUGCCCACCUGCUCUCCCCGCCCCAGACGCCGGCAGCCCCUCAGCAGUGCCUGUCCUUCUGGUACCACCUCCACGGGCCCCAGAUCGGGACCCUGCGCCUGGUGAUGAGGCAGGACGGGAAGGACAGGCACCUGUGGUCGAGGUCCGGCACCCAGGGCAACCGCUGGCACCAGGCCUGGGCCACCCUCCCUUCCUGUGACUUUGAGACGGGCCUGUGUGGCUGGAGCCACCUGUCCUGGCCCAGCCUGGGAGGGUACAGCUGGGACUGGAGCAGUGGAUCCACACCCUCCCGGUACCCCCAGCCCCCCGUGGACCACACCCUGGGAACUGACGCAGGCGUGGUGCUGCCUCACUCCGUGCCUGCCCAGGUGGUGUUUGAGGCCGUGGCCGCUGGCGUGGAGCACUCCUACAUCGCGCUGGACGACCUGCUGCUCCAGGAUGGGCCCUGCCCUCCGCCAGCUUCCUGUGACUUUGAGACGGGCCUGUGUGGCUGGAGCCACCUGUCCUGGCCCAGCCUGGGAGGGUACAGCUGGGACUGGAGCAGUGGAUCCACACCCUCCCGGUACCCCCAGCCCCCCGUGGACCACACCCUGGGAACUGACGCAGGCCACUUUGCUGUCUUCGAAACAGGAGUGCUGGGUCCGGGGGGCCGGGCAGCCUGGCUGCGCAGC